Messenger RNA from Rhizopus microsporus ATCC 52813, 1047 nucleotides. Its product is annotated as glycosyl transferase. Lineage: Eukaryota; Fungi; Mucoromycota; Mucoromycetes; Mucorales; Rhizopodaceae. Gene Ontology annotation, cellular component: membrane; Golgi apparatus. Gene Ontology annotation, molecular function: alpha-1,2-mannosyltransferase activity. Gene Ontology annotation, biological process: cell wall mannoprotein biosynthetic process; protein N-linked glycosylation. The transcript has 5 exons. Bases 1 to 1047 code for a protein of 348 amino acids. The record is from RefSeq and is a predicted model, not a curated record.
AUGUCUAUUACUUCUUACAUAUUAUGGAAUAAUCAACAAAGAAUCAUACCCAGCUUAUCAAGAGAGAACGCUGCCUUUGUUAUAUUAGCUAGAAAUGAAGAUCUCGAAUCUCUUCGAGAGACAAUGCAGAUGCUUGAGGAUAGAUUCAACAGCAAAUAUCAUUAUCCUUAUAUAUUCUUAAACGACCAACCUUUUACCGAUAAGUUUAAAGAAUACACAACCGGUUUAGCAUCAGGCAAGACUCGCUAUGGACAACUCAGUCCAGAAAUGUGGCAGUAUCCUGAGUGGAUUGAUCAAGAAAAGGCAAGGCUUGGAAGAGAAAAGAUGGAAACUGAAGGCGUUAUCUAUGGAGGAUCAGAGUCAUAUAGGCACAUGUGCAGAUUUCAAAGUGGAUUCUUCUUUAGACAUCCUUUAUUGAAGGAGUAUGACUAUUACUGGAGAGUAGAGCCUCAUGUUAAGUUUAUGUGUGAUAUUGAUUAUGAUCCAUUCCGAGUGAUGAGAGAAAAGGAAUUGAAAUAUGGAUUUGCGAUUUCUCUUACAGAAUACGCUAGCACAGUGCCUACACUUUGGGAUACAGUCAAAGGAUUUAUGAAUCAAUAUCCACAGCAUAUUAUUCCAGCCAAUAGCUCUGAUAGUCUAAUGAAAUGGGUGACAAACGAUGAUGGAGAAACAUACAACAUGUGUCAUUUCUGGAGUAAUUUUGAGAUAGCAUCUUUAGCUUGGCUUAGAUCACAAGCUUAUUUAGACUAUUUCAAUUAUCUUGACAAGGCAGGAGGAUUCUUUUAUGAAAGAUGGGGAGAUGCUCCCGUUCACUCGAUUGCUGCUGCUUUAAUGCUGAAAAAGUCUGAAGUUCACUUUUUUUACGAUAUGGGAUAUUGGCAUAAUCCAUUCAAACACUGUCCAAGUGAGCCUGGUUGGUUAGCUGCUGAAAAAUGCCAUUGUGACCCCACAGGCAGUAUUGAUAAAGAUGGAUGGAGCUGCACAUCACAGUUCUUACAAAUCGUUGGUAAAAAGAGUACUGAUUUUGUUAUUACGAAAAGAUAUUAG